Messenger RNA from Lagopus muta (rock ptarmigan), 2614 nucleotides. Its product is annotated as proteoglycan 4-like. The transcript has 5 exons. The record is from RefSeq and is a predicted model, not a curated record. NCBI's taxonomy places the organism in Eukaryota, Metazoa, Chordata, Aves, Galliformes, Phasianidae. The coding region runs from base 440 to 2614 and encodes 724 amino acids.
CUUAAACAUUUUCCAGACUACUACAGGGACAAAAGGAGCUACAUCUGCACUCUCCCUGGGCAUACCCACUCCUGAUGUUGUUCCUGCAGCACUUCAGCCAACAGGUGUAUCUGCUCCUCCUGCUGGACCCCAGUUAGCAGGCAUCCCCAGUUCUGCUGGGCAAGGACUUCACGUACCAACUUCACACACUUCAGCUCAUUCCAGGUCUCUGCACCCACCUUUUGCUCAGGAAAGCCUGCCCAGCACAACUGCACAUCCCAAAGUGGUGCAGACUGCUGUUUCUGAUGGGAUCCCAGCACACCUGGCACAGCUGCUGGUGCAGCAGUCGGGUACAUCACACCACACACCUACCAAAAACCUCAGUGCUAUCAGAACCGAUCACCUUAACGUGUUACCAUCAUUCCCAUAUUUGUCCUUCCUGCUUAGAAAUACCGAUGGCAUGCUAUGCUUGCUUCCCACACAGGAUUCCCCUUUGCCUAUGCAAUUCCCAAAUAUCAGCAUUGGGACUCUGGUUUCUGCUCAGCAAAUCCUCACAGUGUCAAAUGCUUCAUUAUUAGAUCUAGGGGACUUACCAAACAUGAGUUUUUCCAGCUUAAUCCUGGUUAAGCCCAUAUUUAUCCUCUUUCCCACCGACAGACCAGGCUUACAGGGGGGGGCCUCUCCUGAGGGUGAAGGCAAACACAAAACCCUCUUGUUCAGCAACCAGCGAGGUGUGAAUGCAAUUACUGCUGAGCACAGCCAUGACAUCCCAGUGGUGUCCGCACGCAUCCCCCGUACUGCCCCCAAAGCACCUCUCACAGCUGGGAAGUUGCUUUCUUUAUCACUACCAGCCGUAGGACUGCCCGAUCCCCCACUCCCAGCCCAGCCUCCGUUUGCAAUCGCAGAGGCAGUGGAUCCAGCUCAGCCCAGCAAGGAAGCAGCACUGCAAGGCACCGGCCUGGUCUCAGCCCCCGCACCGUCCUCUGCCCGUGUGCAGUGCGCUGAGUGUCUGCGCUCAGCCAGGACCACGAAUUACCCAUUGAGGCUGCCCACAAGCACUGUGCCUUUGCAGUCCACACCGCAAAGCAUCCUCAGCUCCGAGCCGCUCCAGAGGCUGCCGUCACCAGCUGGGAUUGCACCCAGCACCGUACCACCAUCCCCAGCGCCUCCCAUUGGCAGCGAAAGGAGAGGUUCAGCUGCGGGCAGCACCGCCUGUCCAGGACUGGCUCUGCAUCCCAGGGCAACACCAACCUCACCCUCAUCUCUAAGGCCCGACCUUGCCAAGCACCUGGAGUUCACACCCACUGUGCCCAAGCCCUCUGCAGCGAUGGAGACCCCAACACCAGUGCUGUCACCAUUUUCAGCAAAGGUUCACGUGAAAACAGCAGCAUCUGGGAAGCUGCUGGCUGCAGUUACCCGUCCGAGAAUGUACACCGGGUCCCCUGCAGGCCCGCCUUCCUCUGUGGCCAUGCACGUUCUCCUGCCAUCAGCCACAAAACACGACCGGAGCACCCGAGCACAGGGAAACGUGGGAGAAGAUGCAAAGCCAGCUGAAGUCAGCACGAGUGCAAGGAAAACAGGACUCGCAGGAAGCAGCACUCCUCUGCCAGCUGUGUUUAACUCGAGGCCGGAGCGGCACCCCGCAGCAGUGCAGGACAGCGAGGCUGCUUUAUCCCCAGUGCAACCUGCGUCCGCAGAAGCUGCGACUGAGACACACGGCUCCGCUGAGCAGCACCCUGGACCGCCUACAACAGGAUCGGCUGUGGGGCUGCUCCUGAGCACUGAGGAAGAAGAGGAGGUCGGACCCCGCGAGGUGACAGAAGAAGCAGCCGAAGGCUCGGUGACCGAGCUCACACCGCUGGGCUCACAGCCGGGAGAGCCCCGCCGCCGCAGCGCCGUGCAGCCGGAGGGCACCGUGCUGAGCGGCGUUGCAGUUGUCAGCGAUGAGCUCUGUGGCUCCGGGAACUACACAGUGCGGAUGACCCUGCGCCCUGUGGCAGACACCAGCCUGGGGCUGCAGGGCUCACCCCCCACCCAGGACACCUUCCUGGCUCUUGUAGCUGUGCAGAGCAGCCUCCACCCCGUGUUGCGGCUCCGUUCCUGCUGUGUGACACCAUCCAGCAGCCUGCAGGGCCCCAGCGCCGUGUGCUGCUCGCUGCCCAGGCUGCCAGCUGAAUGCAGACACAUCCAGCUACUGCCAAGCAGUGAACCCGGAGCUGCCAGCUUCACCAUCCAGCUGUUCCAGAUGCUAAAUCACUCUGUGGCCUACCUGCACUGUGAGCUCCAUGUCUGCCUGCAGGGCCACACAGGCUGUGAGCAGGAUUGCUUUGUUGGUGCAGAGCCACUCCUCCUGCCAGGGGACAGGAACAGGCAUGGGAACCCGCACAACCUGGUCUCGUUCGGCCCAGUUCUGAGAGCAAUGGACAGCUUAGAGUACAAACCUGCAGAAGGUGGGUCUCCUGCUUGCAGCUCUAUCCUGUGGAGUCCUCAGGGCAGGAGAGACGGGGAGCUGCUGGAGCGCAGCCAGAGGAGGGACACAGAAAUGGCGGCAGGGAUGGAAGCCCUCCCUGCGAGGACAGGCCAAGAGCUGGGGCUGAGCAGCACGGAGAAGAGAAGGCAAGAGAAGGAGAGCUGA